ACCAGCCGGUGGAGAAGCAAGUUGUCAACGUACGUUAAAUACUAAGGUGCUGCCAAGCUGUAUGACAUUUAAAGUUUAAUACUGAAGCAACGCAGUAAAUUGCAUGUAUAUGUUUAGAUUAAAGGCUCCCGUUGAUUUUAAAUCGUGCAUAUCAUCAUAACAUGUCUAAUAAAGAAGUGAAAGCGGCACUGAAGAGUGCCAGAGAAGCCAUUAAAAACAAAGAAUUCAAAGAGGCGCUAAAACACUGCAAGGCUGUUUUGAAACUGGAGAAGAACAAUUAUAAUGCAUGGGUAUUCAUUGGCCUGGCAGCCAGUGAACUUGACCAACCAGAUCAGUCACAGACGGCUUAUAAAAAGGCAGUUGAGCUGGAGCCUGAUCAACUGUUGGCGUGGCAGGGCUUAGCAAACCUUUAUGAGAAGACUGAUCAGUGGGAUUUUAAAGUAGAGUUACCCAACGUCUAUCAGAAGCUUGUUGACCUGUAUGCAGGGUCAGACAAAAGCAAAUGUUAUGAGGUGAUUAAAAAGCUGUCUGAUAUUUAUGAGUCUGACAAAGAAUAUUUAAAGCUAGGAAAUAUUUGGCGUCAGCUCAUUCAGCUAAAGGAAGAAGAGGCCGUGGACAAAAAAGAGUUACUGCAGCUGUGGCAGCAGUUGACCCAGCAUCUCUCUGACUACCUUAAUGAGGAAGAGCAGGACAAUGAAACACAACAACAUCUCAUCACAGCAUUUGAAAAGGCCAUGGUUCUCAUGGAUCCCGUCCCUGGAGAGGAACACAAGAAGAUCUCUGCUGACUAUGUUAAAUGCCUUUCUAAGCUACCACAGGAAGAAGUCAAAAUGAAAGAGGCGUGUGAGGCGAUGCUGUCCCUAUACCCCAACCAAAUUUAUCCGCUUGAAAUCCUUUGUUCACAUUACCUCAAAACAGGAAUUCUGAGUGGGGAUGCAGUUAGUUUUUUCUCUCGGCUCCUGGAUCUGGCCCCUAACAACAGCUUAGGCCACAUGGGUCUCGGCACUAUAGCACUCCAUGAAGGACGGUAUAAGGAAGCUAUUGCAGAGCUUACACAAGGGCUGAAAAAUCUGAGCUGCAGUACAGGAUGGUACAAUCUGGCUGAAGCGCAGUUUAAAACACACAGAUACUCGGACAGCGCGGCAUCGUGCUCCCAAGGUCUGUCAGUGUGUGUUCCUGAAGACAAAGCGCUUCGGGUCAAAUUGCUCAAGCUGAAGCUUGAAAUGCUAGUCAGAAGCGGAGAAAUGAAAUCUGCAGACAAAGCUUUGGAGACAUUCACACAGAUUCCAGAUGCUGGAAAAGACCCAUUUUUAUUAGCCCUCAAAGGAUAUGCUCAUCUUAACAAAGGACAAACUGAUGAAGCACAUAAGAUCUCUUCUGAACUGGUGGCGUCCAACCCAAACCUGGGCCAGGGGUUUGCUUUGAGAGGAUUGGAGCAGUUAGCUGAAGGACAGCAGCAGUUUGCAGAGCAGAGUUUCCUAAAGGCAGUUAGCAAGAGCCCAGAAUGUGGAGAAUAUUAUUUUCUUCUGGGAAAACUCUACUGGGAUAUGGGAGAAGAGACACGUAAAGACAGAAGCAAAGCCCACACGCACCUGCUGAAAGCUGCAAAGUUGGAUCCAUACCUUGGGAGGACAUUCCGCUACCUUGGUCAUUACUAUCAGGAGGUGGCAAAGGAUCAUAGCCGUGCACGCGGAUGCUAUAAAAAGGCCUUUGAGUUAGACAACGAUGAUGCAGAGUCUGGAGCUGCGUCAGUGGACCUCAGUAUGAAGCAGGACGAUAUGGACACUGCCUUAGAAAUACUUCAGGCUGUCAUAGUGAAAGCUACUCCUGGCUCAGCGAAAUGGGCCUGGAUGAGAAGAGGCCUUUACUACCUGAAGGCUGGAGAGCAUCAACAGGCCAUAGCUGAUCUGCAGGCUGCUCUGAGAGCAGACCCUGAGGACUGGGUGUGUUGGGAGUGUUUAGGUGAAGCUUAUCUAAAUCGCCGGAGCUUCACAGCCGCUCUAAAGGCCUUUGGCAAGGCCCAUCAGCUUCAGCCCUCCUCCAUCUACAGCGUGUACCAAGCUGCUGCAAUCAAACAGAUUCUGGGCAAGUUCAAGGAGGCGGUCACAGAGUACUUGCAAAUCACAGCACAGCAAGACUAUGUUCCUGCACUGAAAGGCCUAGGGGAGUGCCAGCUGUCACUGGCAAAAGGUUUAAUGGAGGAUUGCAGGGAUGGAGGAGCCAUUGACCUCAUUCAGCAAGCUAUACAAAACCUUUACAGAGCUGUACUUCUGCGUCCAGACUUGUCCUGUUUGUGGAAGCUCUUGGGAGAUGCUUGCACCACAGUCAGUGCCGUGUCUCCAAACAGAGCCCAGAUUCUGGUGCCUGGCCUGCUAGCUGGUUUAGAUUGCAACAGCCAGAGCCACAGACUCAACCAAGCUGAGACACUUAAAGUUGGUGAGAGGUGCUAUGCUCGCGCUUUGAAGCUGAUGUCAGAGGUCCCCAGCCUUUGGUACGACUUAGGACUUAACUAUUAUCACCAGGCCUGCUUACCACUCCCUACAGAGGAAGACCAGAGCUCUCGGUCUCUGGUCCUAGAGAAGGCCCAGCAGUGUGUGAAAAAGGCUAUCAUGAUGGAGAGUGGAAACCACAUCUACUGGAAUGCCCUGGGAGUGAUUUCCAUGAGCAAAGGUCUUGAAAACUUUGCUCUGGCGCAACACUGCUUUAUCAAGUCCAUACAAGUAGAGUCAAGUAAUGUCGUUGCCUGGACAAACCUUGGUGCCCUGUAUUUGAAAAAGGACAACAUAGAGCUUGCACAUGAGGCCUUUAAGAUUGCGCAGUCCUUGGAACCGCUGUAUGUGAACUGCUGGAUCGGGCAGGCGCUGAUAGCAGAGCGAGUGGGAAGCUAUGACACCAUGGAUCUAUUCAGGCACACUACUGAACUCAGCACACAUAUGGAAGGAGUGAAAGGUUAUGCUUACUGGGUAUGUUCCACGCUGCUGGAUAAGAGCAACAGAGACUCUGAGCUGUACCGCUACAACAUAGUCCAGAUGAACGCAAUUUCUGCUGCUCAGGUGGCACUCAGCAAGUACACAGAGAGAAUCCAGUCUGACCCUUGUGCCUUCCUUAUGCUUGGAUACCUGAAUGAGCAUCUGCAGCUGAAGAGGCAGGCCCUACAGGCGUACCAGAGGGCUGUUGAACUACUUAAGUCAACGUCCUCCACAGAAGAGCUGCUGUUUGCAGUUAGCAGCUAUGGGCGCGCAUUAAGUGCAUUAGGCCAGUGGGAAGAAGCAGUGCGUGCUUAUAAUUCCACUCCACUGCAGGAACUCAGUGAUGUGACUGGGCUGGCUCUAGCAUACUGCAGAGCAGGGCUCAUCCCCGACAGCAUCAAUGCAUAUGAACGUGCCUUGGCUGUGGCUUCCAGUGAGAAAGAAAAAGCCUACAUCCUGACAGCUCUAGCUCUGCUGCAACACCGGCAGGACAACUUAGACUCAGCCAAGACUCUACUGUUUAAAUGCUCAAUGUUAAAAGAGCCAGUUCCAGAGUCCCUGCUAUGUUUAUGUGCUCUGGGAUUGGUCCAUAACGAUGUUACAUUAGCUACUGCUGCACUGACUGAGCUGCUGAAGCAAGAUGCAGCCUCCGGAAAUGUUGUAGAGCAGCGGUGCCUGCUCACCUGCACCUUGCUGGCCCUGCAGGGCAACUUCAGUGCCGUGCAGAGGGAGGCUUCUAGAGCUGUACACAGCAACCCUGGAAAUCCAUCUCUGUGGGCAUUGCUCUCUAGAGUGAUACCACAAUACAACCCCAUAAAGGCAAAUGGUGGGGCCAUGGCUGGACAUGUUGCUUGUCUUAACAGUAUGACCCAGGGAAAGAGGGCGCUGUUGUACAGUGGAGUGAAUCAGUUGGCUAGUGGGAGACACUCAGGAGAGGACUGUCACAGGAAUGCACUGAAGACUAUGCAGAGAGCUGUUCUCCUCUGUCCUGAUGAUCCGGCUACAUGGGCUGGAUUAAUGGCUGCCUGUCACACAGAAAACGUUUCGUGUUACCUUUCUGGGUCUCCUCCUUGCCGACAAGGACUGGAACAGAUUCUCAUGUCGGUGGUUUCUGAGAAAGUGCACAGUGUAGAGGAGAUAGAGCGCCCACUAGCCCAGUCCCUGGAAGGAUGGGUGCUACGACAGGCAGUGACUGGUCUCAUGCUGGGGGGACAGCUGGAUCAGGCAGAAGCCCUAUGCACACAAGUGCUGAGUGUUUCCCCCGAACACCCAGUAGGGAUGCUGUUGCUGAGACAAGUCCAAUGUCAGCGCCUCCUUUUGGCUGAUAGCGGUACUGUCCUCCCCGACUCUGUCCUACAGCAGCUCAACAGCACCGUGAUGGUGAACCCCACCAACCUUGGGGCCUGGCAUUGGCUGGCUGAGGUUUAUCGUAGCCAGGGUCUGCUGGUCCAGGCAGUUAUGGCUUACAGGCAGAGUCUGCAGAUUGCCUCUCAGUUUGGUCUGCACAGCAGCCAGGCAGCCAGCCUGCUCCGGUUGGCCCUGCUAGCCCUGGGACCCUGUAUGGCAGGCGUCCCUGGAAAUGACUGGAAAGACUUGAUAGUGGAAGCCACUACUGAGGUUUUGAAGCUCGGCUCGUCCCCUGUUGCCUACUUGAUUCAGGCCCUGCUACAGUAUGUGACCAAGUCAGCAGCCAGGGACACGCGGCGUCUGCUGGAAAGGCUGGUGUAUGUGGACUCCCAAGACGUCCCGCUGACGGUGGUGCAGGUGGCCAGCUGGUACCUCCUCAGACACCUGCAUGGCAAAAAUGACCAGGAGCUAAUAAAUGUCCUUCUGCAGCGUGCCAAAAUGAAUGGAGACAAAAGACUGCUGGAGUUUAAUGCACUGCUUGCCUCUUCAUCCUGAAUUUUGCAACUCUGCAAAUGCAUCAAUAUAAAAUAAUGCAGUGGAGGUUUUAGCCACAGAUUGGAGUCAGCAUCUAUCUGGGUUUUCAGGUUCUCUUAACUAAACAUGAAAUGCCAUUAAACUUUACAUUGUGUCUUA
Betta splendens (Siamese fighting fish) is the source of this 5009-nucleotide messenger RNA. It is a transcript of the gene skic3, whose product is annotated as SKI3 subunit of superkiller complex. The record is from RefSeq and is a predicted model, not a curated record. The coding region runs from base 162 to 4871 and encodes 1569 amino acids. Lineage: Eukaryota; Metazoa; Chordata; Actinopteri; Anabantiformes; Osphronemidae. Gene Ontology annotation, molecular function: protein binding. Gene Ontology annotation, cellular component: Ski complex. The transcript is spliced from 41 exons.